Molecule: messenger RNA, 4355 nt
Organism: Brienomyrus brachyistius
Lineage: Eukaryota; Metazoa; Chordata; Actinopteri; Osteoglossiformes; Mormyridae
Gene: atxn2l
Product: ataxin 2-like
Exons: 22
Coding region: 500-3787 (1095 amino acids)
Biological process (GO): cytoplasmic stress granule assembly
Cellular component (GO): cytoplasmic stress granule
Molecular function (GO): RNA binding
Source: RefSeq, a predicted model, not a curated record
GCCUCUCGAGCCCCCACUUUUCACUUUCGGUGGCGCGCGGGCUGAGAGCGAGUCGUACCUUGGUAUCUGGUGACGGCGGUCACCUCGAAAUGCUAACAUACUGCUCUUUUUUUCGCUCGUGACAUUAAUACUGAUGGAAUACGUCGGAUUAUAAAAUCGGAAUCGUUACCGUAUCUAAUGAAAGGUUUCAGACAAGAAAGAAGAGGGCAACUAGCUAGCUAAUUCGCUAGCUGACAACAAUUUCUGCAGUUCUGCCGAUUCAACUGGACUCUUGGUCUUAUAUUGUCAUUGGUAACAGGGGGAUUUAUUGCUUGUUUUUGCAGAAAUAUCGCCUUUCAUUUACAAGUUUGUAGCUAUAGCUACAUACUUUUAUCAUCUGAACUAUACCUAGCUUAGCUACCUAGCGUCGGUAACUGUAACUAUCGAUAGCAAGCUAGCGGACAGAGGAUUUUGGGGGGUUUGACUCCAUCGAGAGGGAGGUAGCUAAUAUAACUCGGCCAUGUUGAAGCCACAACAGUCGGGCUCUAGCGGGCGAAAAACCUCGAAUGGGAUUUUGGGCCAGGGCAACAUGUCUUCCACGGCUUCUGGGAUCAACAGCCGAACAGUCAGUGGAAGGAGCCGUAACUCGGUGAAGCCCACUCCCCAGUCCUCUGUAGUAUUCGAAGGUGUGUACAACAAUGCCCGGAUGCUGCACUAUCUGACAGCCGUUGUGGGCUCAACUUGUGACGUCAGAGUUAAGAACGGCAGCGUAUACGAGGGCAUCUUCAAGACCCUCAGUUCACGGUGCGAGCUGGCAGUGGAUGCAGUGCACCGGCGAUGCGAAGCAUCAGGAGGCUCCUCUGCCCCUCCCAGGAGAGAGGAGAUCACAGAUACCAUGAUCUUCAGCCCCUCCGACAUGGUCACCAUGAUCUGCAGGGAUGUGGACCUCAGCUAUGCCACUCGAGACAGUUUCACAGACACUGCCAUUAGUGCAUCCCGGGUCAAUGGAGAACAUAAGGAGAAGGUGCUCCAGAGGUGGGAAGGUGGAGACAGCAAUGGAGAAAACUAUGAUCUGGAGACUGACGCAUCAAAUGGGUGGGAUGCCAAUGAGAUGUUCAGGUUCAAUGAAGAGAACUAUGGCAUCAAGUCUACAUACGACUCCAGUCUCUCUCUAUAUACUGUCCCCUUGGAGAGGGGCACUUCAGAAGGCUUCCGCCAGCGUGAGGCGCGGGCAGCCCGCCUGGCCAGCGAGAUCGAGUCCAGCCCUCAGUACCGGCACCGCGUCGCCCUGGAGAAUGAGGACGGCAAGACUGAUGAGGACCGGUUCAGCGCCGUCAUCAGGGAGCGAGACGGAGGAGAGAGGGAGCGGGGGAGGGAGAGCCCCCGGGAAAGGGACCGGGGCAGGGACAGCCCCAGCUGUGGUAACAGGGAAGGGAAGUACAUUCCUCUGCCGCAGCGAGCCAGAGAGAUCGGCGCCUCAAGCAGCGGCAUUAGAGGCGAGCGAGGAGAGAGGGGCGAGAGAGGGGGUGGGGGGGCAACUACACCGUCCCUCCCCAAUCGCAUGGGAGGCUACCACUCCAGCAGGCCGGCGCCUUCCAGCUCCUCCCCUAGGCCUCCUCUGCCUGCCUCCAGCGGCCAGUCGGCAUCGUCCUCUGAACGGAGCAGCCCCCUCUCCAGCAGGGGGGGGUACUCUCCGCAUCACCCCCAGGGCAGCCCCGGUUCUGGCACUGCAUUCACUUCCCCUGCUUCCCUGGGCAGUGGGGGCGGUUUUGGCCUGCCCUGCCCCAGUGAUUCCCCAGCCGCCCCUGUUGCCCCUGUGGCAGCCUCUCCCAGCAGCCCCCCUGCCCCCCAUGGCCAGUCAGGCACGCCCUCGCUGUCCCACCCUCACUCACUCAGUGACACCACCAGGCCCGUUAAUGGAGUAUCAUCCAGAACAUCUCCUAAGUCUCAGAGGCCUGUACAGACCAGCAGGCCCCUUCGAACUGCCGCCACCCACUCCAACCCUGCUGUCUCCCGUUCACCAAAAUCAGGGGGUUCUUCCCAGGACGCAUCUCUUGCUGCUUCUCAGUACCAAGACACUGUGCCGGUCUCCAUGGCAACGAAAAAGCCACCCGGUCCAGCUCCUCUGUUCCCUGUCGAUGUGAAUGAGAUCCUCAGCUCCACGGGAAAAGACAGAGCAGUGGAGAAUCUGGUCAGCCCACAGGAUGUGAAGACCCCUAAAGUUACUUCCGUUCAGCAGCGGUCACAAAUUGAGGAACUCCGGAAGUUUGGCAAGGAGUUCAGACUUCAGCCCAGUGGAGGCAACACCAGUACCUCUGUGGCAGCGUCUGCCGAAUCUCCUCAGUCUAGCCCUUCCCAGACUUCUCCAGCAGAACCUGUCCCAGCACCCGGACCCAAGCUUAACGUGACCCAAGAUGUCCCUCAGCCAGCAACACCCACCUCACCCUCUGAGGAGCGGGUGAAGGAAAAGGAGCCAGAGGGCACAGCUGGUGCUAGUGCGGUACCCACCAUCCCAGCUGUGGCCUCAGACAGGCAGUCUCCAGGGGCACCCCAGUCAACCAGGACCCCAGGAAGUGAAGAAGCCAAACUGGAAACGACAGAGAGAGUGGAGGGUGUGACUGACCAAGUGAAGAAAUCUACUCUGAACCCCAAUGCGAAGGAGUUCAACCCCAACAAGCCUACUAUGACUCUGCCGAAGCCUACCUCAGCCCCCACCCCGCCACGGCCCACGCCCCCCAGCCCCUCGGUGGUUUUGCAGCCUCCACCAGGACAAGGAUCUAUUUACAACUCCACCUAUGUUUCCUACAUGCCCCAGAUACAUCCACCCACCCCAUUGUACCCGUACACCAUGUCUGCUGUCAACCCAGGGAAAUAUUCCAGGGCAAAGGGCUCAGUAGUGGCCCCACGUUCAGACCACAGCUCCUCUGCCCCCCCCAUGCUGCAGGCAGCCGCAUCAGCGGCUGGCCCCCCCCUCGUGGCCUCUCCAUACCCUCAGUCCUACCUGCAGUAUAGCCCCCAGCAGUACAGCCAGCAGGUCAUUCAGUCCGUGAGCCCUUACACUGGGCAGGUAAUGCGCCAGCACGUCUCUGUGGCCGUGUCGUCCCAAGCCCUGCUCUGCACUGAUGUCCUCUCUGCCUCCCAGCCAAUGUACCCGGUUCUGCCAGCUGGAGCUCGCAUGCUGGGCUCUGGUGGGGGACACCCCCAAGCCCUGGGACCGCCCGGUGGCCCGCAGUUUCCCGGCCAGGGAGAGGGGCCUCCGGGGCCACAGCAGGGGAUAUACGCUCCUCAGACCUUCUCCCAUCACUCAGGCUCCAUGCACCCCCCGCAACCCUCCAGCACGCCCACGGGCAGCCAGCCGCCCCCCCAGCACACUGCUCCCAGCCCUGGCCAGUCUGCCCAGUCAGGCCCUCAGACCCAGUCUCUGUACCACUCUGGCCAGCUGUCUGCCACGACCCCUCCAAACAUGCCUCCCGGACACACGUCCCCUCAGGGUUCCUACCCACUGCAGGGGUACAGUUUGCAUGGACACCAGCACAUUCCACAUGCCUACCCCCCUAUCGGCCAGCUGGCCCAGGCUCACGUGCCAGGUGCUCUUUCCGGCCCCCACCACACGGGGACCCACGCCCACCCUCCCAUGAUGCUGCUGCAUGCCCCGCCCCCUCAGCAGGGCCCCACCUCAGGCCCCCAGCAUGGGCCCCCUCCUCAACAGAGCACUCAUCAGCAUUACACCUAUACGAUUUCCCAUCCACAAGUGCAAGUCCAGGCACACCCACCCCAGCAGCUGCCCUUUCAUCCCCCUGGAAACUGAGCGGAGAGGCCCCCAGUGGUGCUGAAGGAAGGGGAUGCUUACACCUCUCCUGCUCUCCUCUAAUUCCUGUCUCUUUGGUGUCUCCUCUUCGGUCUCUGAGAGUGACACUUUCCUCUCUGGUGUUAUCCUGAACUCCCCUGAACCUUCCACAUCCUCCUUUUUCCCUCUUUUUACAAGUUCUUUUAGCUGAAAGAAGAAUAAAAAGGCUACGUUGAGUGAGAUUUUAGCAGAACAAAAGACUGAAUCGUAUCUACUCCUUUUAAACUGUCCGGAAGGAGAUCUGGCACAUGACAGAUAUUUACAUGCUCUCCUCUCGUUGAGAGGGAACGGAAGAGAAUCUCUUACUAGAGAAAAAAAAAGUUGUUCUGACCAGAAGCAAAGAGGGAGGGAGGUGGAGAGAAAAGGGAAGAAUACCACAGGGGACUAAACAAAAUUUUCUCUUUCACUUUUCAUCCCCUGCUUCCUCUCUCCUAAUGUAGGUGAAUAUAUGAAUAAUAAAAUUAUGGGAUGGGGGGGAACACACAAAAAAAAAUUAAAAUCCACCAAAAAAAUAAAAGUUUUAAACUAA